Messenger RNA from Xyrauchen texanus (razorback sucker), 2263 nucleotides. RefSeq names its product DDB1- and CUL4-associated factor 7. NCBI's taxonomy places the organism in Eukaryota, Metazoa, Chordata, Actinopteri, Cypriniformes, Catostomidae. The record is from RefSeq and is a predicted model, not a curated record. The coding region runs from base 365 to 1396 and encodes 343 amino acids. Gene Ontology annotation, molecular function: protein binding. Gene Ontology annotation, cellular component: nucleus. The transcript is spliced from 7 exons.
AUUCACACAUUCUCAGAUCAAAUGCGCAUUCGAAUGGUCGGGCCUUUUUAAGGCUUUCUAAAGUUAGAAUUAAACCCGUUGGGGCAAAGCAAAACAUGGGCCUGUAGUUACAUAGAACGUUAAACAUUUCCGAAUGAUCUGUGAAUCCAUCCUCACGUUGAUUUAGGCUCAUAGCAGAGCGCAGCUCGUCGGAUUCUCGGCCAUUGCGGAGGGAUUGUUAUGACAUUCUCUUUGUCUCACGCUGCACAAACCUGAGAGCAUAUUUCGUCCCGAAAGAGGCUCUUUCAGCGUUCCGUGCACAACUAGUUAUUUUUAACGACCUAAUUCUUUUUCGUUCCCACCGACCUGAGCAAGGCAUUUAAACAUGUCGUUGCACGGCAAACGAAAAGAGAUUUACAAGUACGAGGCGCCAUGGACCGUUUAUGCCAUGAACUGGAGCGUCCGACCCGAUAAACGCUUUCGGCUUGCGCUCGGCAGCUUCGUCGAAGAAUAUAACAACAAGGUCCAGCUGGUUGGUCUUGAGGAGGAGAGCUCUGAGUUUGUAUGCAGGAACACCUUCGAUCACCCGUACCCCACCACCAAGAUCAUGUGGAUCCCUGACACCAAGGGUGUCUAUCCAGACCUGCUGGCCACCAGUGGAGAUUACCUACGCAUAUGGAGGGUGAAUGAUACAGAGACCCGUCUAGAAUGCCUCCUGAAUAAUAACAAGAACUCAGAUUUCUGCGCACCUCUGACCUCUUUUGACUGGAAUGAAGUGGACCCCAACCUUCUGGGCACCUCCAGUAUUGACACCACCUGCACAAUCUGGGGUUUAGAGACAGGACAGGUUCUGGGAAGAGUCAAUCUGGUGUCAGGCCACGUCAAAACGCAGCUAAUUGCUCAUGACAAAGAGGUGUAUGACAUCGCAUUCAGCCGUGCGGGUGGUGGACGGGAUAUGUUUGCGUCUGUGGGAGCAGACGGUUCUGUGCGCAUGUUUGAUCUACGACACUUGGAGCACAGCACCAUCAUCUAUGAGGACCCACAACAUCACCCGCUGCUGCGCCUCUGCUGGAACAAACAAGACCCCAACUACUUGGCUACCAUGGCCAUGGACGGCAUGGAGGUGGUGAUUCUGGAUGUGCGUGUGCCAUGCACACCAGUGGCUCGGCUCAAUAAUCAUCGUGCUUGUGUAAAUGGCAUCGCAUGGGCACCCCACUCCUCCUGCCACAUAUGUACAGCAGUAGCGGACGAUCACCAGGCUCUGAUCUGGGACAUUCAGCAGAUGCCACGGGCCAUCGAGGACCCCAUCCUGGCCUACACAGCUGAGGGUGAGAUCAACAAUGUGCAGUGGGCCUCCACUCAGCCCGACUGGAUCGCCAUUUGCUACAACAACUGUCUGGAGAUCCUGCGGGUGUAGUUCUGAUGCUGAAAGCGCCCCUGUGCUUCCUGUGUGCCGAGCUCAGGGCUGAUCGCUAAAGAAGUUCUUGACGAGCAGCAGAGACUUUUUUUUCUAAAGUUCCUAAAGUCUAUAGGUUUCAACAGGAAGAGGACAUGACUGGGCCUACGGGAACAAUAGUCUGAACAAUGUGUGUGAAUCUUUUGUCCUAGAGAAUGAGGCAGUGUGAAUGAGUAUCUAUAUUUCUGCAAAAUAUAUCUAAAUUGUCUGUUUUCCUACCUGCUGAUGCCCCUGCUGAUGCCCCCCCUGCAGAUUAUUAGAUCUCUAAAUUUCAUCAAGCAUAAAUAUAUUUCCAUUUUUCUUCAUGUCAGGAAGGUGCCAUUGUGAAAAAAUGUAUGAUGAUAUAUAAGCACUGCAAAACCUUAAUAAUUUGCUCCUCAGAUACUGACUAUUAGCAGUUAAGAAAAUAACUUUGAGAAAAUGUCUAAAUAAUUUGAAGAUAUAUUACUGCUCACUAACUGUGAGAAGAGCCCCUCUUAUAUUUCCCCAUGUUAUUUUUUUUUAAAAAGUUUGUUCCCUUUCAGCAUGCUUGUGCUUAAAGUGAAAUGUGUACUGUAUACAUGUAUAAAUAUAAUGUACAAGGUAGGACAAAAUUGUCACUUUUCCAGAAUCAUUUUGCAUUGCAAGUCAUUUGGUCUGUCCAUAAAUUGUUCUGUUAUGCAAUUAUGAUGUAGUAGUAAUGCCACUAUUUUUGGUCAAGACUGAAAUCAAGAGCAAAUUUGAGAGGCUGUGUGAGGUACACAUCCUCAACUCACACUCUUAGAUGGAGUGUUUAUAUAAGUAGUACAGUGUGUGUGUGUCCAGCCAUAAUGUUUUUCUAUUAAUAAA